AUGCGUAUUUGUUUAAAAUAUGGUAUUGAUCCAAAUGUCGGUGGUAUUAAUCCAAAUAGUAGUCGACGUAUAUCAUCACAUAGUCAUAGUCAAAGUGAAAUAAAUAAUGAUUUACCUCGUGCAUCACCUUCUCGUAAUGGUAGAUUAGAUUAUAAUAAUUAUUAUACAACUGAACGUUUAUUUACAUUACCACCAUUAUUUUUGGCUGCUCAACGUAAUAAUCAUUAUGCUUGUUUACUUUUACUUAAAUAUGGUGGAAAUGUAAAUAUACGUGAUGAACAAAAUUCAAGUCCAUUACAUAUAGCUGCACGUUUACAACAUAAUGUAUCUGAAAUAUUAAUAUAUAAUCAUGCAUCAAUAACAAUAGAAAAUAAAUAUGGUGAUACACCAUUAUUAUUAUGGCCAAUUAUAAAACAAAUUCAAACAAGAUUUGUUGAUAGAGAAUUUCGUAAAUUAUGUCGUAAAUGUUCAUCAAAUUCCAAACGUUAUCGUUUUUUAACACGUGAUAAUGAUCAAUAUGAAAGAGGAAUAUCAUUAAUUAAUAAUAAUAAUUCAAUAAAUAAUGGUUUAGGAACAGGAAAUGGUUUUAAAAAUUUCAAACGUGUUUUUCGUCAUAGUGGAACUGAUUCAUAUGAUUCAAAAUCAUUUAAAAAAAGUUUUUCAUCACAAGGUUCAAUUGGAAAAUCUCGACGUAUUAUUACAAAUAAUAGUCAACAUAAUAUACAACCUAAUUCAAUAAUUAGAACUGAUUCAAGACAAAUUUCCGAAGAACAUGAUCAUUUAGAUUUUACAUAUUUUAAUAAACAUUCACAUAUUAAACGAAAAGUAAGUUUAUUUUGUUUUUUUUUAUCAAUAUUUUACAUAUCGAUUUUAUUUUUCAAAUUAAAUCACUAAUUAUUAAUAAAAGAUUUUAUUUAAGAUAAAUAUAAUAUUAACAAAAUUUUUCAUAUUUUAUAUUUUUAAACAAAACUCGAAUAAUUAAAAUAUUUGUUAUUAAAUCGUUUGAAAUAAUUAUCUCAAAAAUAAUAUUCAAUAGAUUUAUUUUAAAUAUCAUUAAUUAAUAAAUCAUUUAUUUAUCUUUUUUAUUAUCAAUUUAUUUAACAUAAUAACAAAUAGAAAUAUUUAUAGAAUCACAUUUUUAAUUUCAUUUUUCUUUUCUUCACUUACAAAUAGA
Rotaria sordida is the source of this 1174-nucleotide messenger RNA. The record is from the annotation of a GenBank genome assembly. NCBI's taxonomy places the organism in Eukaryota, Metazoa, Rotifera, Eurotatoria, Philodinida, Philodinidae.